CUCAUCUCUGCGAACAUGUCAAUACAAAGCACGCUCGCAGAGAAACGGUUUCUGGAAGAUCGUUUCGCUGACGUAAUAUCCCCUAACCCCACUACCUCCGUCAUCCAAUCCGGCCAAGGUAUCAAAGUCCCUGACGGAGAAAUCGCGGCAGACAGUCUGCUUCUUCCUUUCGAAAAGAACCAGCCUGUGAGAAUGAAAGUGCUAAUAUUCGCCGCUGUUGCGGUGUUUUGUGCGCAAUCGGUGCUCGCUCUUGAUCCUCAUGAGCAUAAUAAAGUCGUAUGUUACUGGAACAGCACGGCCUUCGAGCGACAAGGACCAGGAAAAUUCCAGUUGGAUGAUGUUCGCCCAGCCCUGUCACUCUGCACACACUUGGUGUAUGGAUUUGCAGGAAUCAAUGCUGAAACUUUUGAAGUUGUUCCAUUGAGUCCAUCUUUGGACACUGGAGCAGGUUAUUCUUACUACAAGCUGACCACUCAGCUGAAGAAAGCUUUCCCAGAUUUGAAGAUCUACCUCAGUAUAGGUGGCAAUGCUGACCCUCCAGAAGACACUCACAAAUACCUUCUUCUUACUGAGACAACAGAAGCCAGGUCUAAGUUCAUCAACUCGGUAAACCGUCUAAUGAAUGAUUAUGACUUUGAUGGGAUUGAUUUGGCCUGGCAAUUCCCCCCAGUCAAAGUCAAGAAGCAGAGAGGUACCUUUGGAUCCAUCUGGCAUGGUCUGAAGAAAACAUUAGGCUAUGGUAAAUUCAAGGAUGACAAGGAACAGGAGCAUCGUGAUGGUUUCACUAUCUUGGUUCGUGAUCUGAAGGCACAGCUCAGGCCAAGGUUGAAGGCUUUGACAGUUACUGUUCUUCCUCAUGUGAACAGCAGCAUUUACUACGACUGCAGACUGUUGGCAUCGAAUAUCGACGCUGUGCACUUGUUCGCUUUCGAUCAAAAAACCCCCGAGCGUAAUCCGCAGGAGGGCGAUUACCCAGCACCGAUUUACGAGAGUUAUGGUCGUGAACCUCACGACAACGUUCACGCCACAAUGGGUUUAAAUUCUACUUCAAGGUACUGGCUCGAUAAUGGCACUCCAGGCUCGAAGAUCGUUGUUGGAAUCCCAACGUUCGCUCGUACAUGGAAACUCACAUCUGACAGUCAAAUAUCAGGAGUACCACCCAUCGUUGCUGACGGUCCAGGUGCUGAGGGACCUCAUACCAACAUUCCAGGCAUUCUUUCUUACGCUGAGGUCUGCUCCAGGCUGACAGAAAGUGCUGUAGGUCGUUUAAGACGAGUUGGUGACCCUUCGAAGAAAUAUGGCAGUUACGCGUUCCAAGCAUACGACGAGAAUACUGGAGCGGACGGUAUUUGGGUAGGUUACGAGGAUCCAGACACUGCUGGCAACAAGGCUGCCUACGUGAAGGCAAGAGGUUUGGGAGGUGUCGCCAUCUAUGAUUUGUCUUUGGACGAUUUCCGUGGUGUAUGCACUGGUGACAAAUUCCCCAUAAUCAGGGCUGCCAAAUACAAGCUGUAGAAGAUAACUAAAGAGUGAUCUUAAACCAGAAAGGAAUCUGAGCUGGUUAACCUCGAUGAAAUUAGAAUUUAGGUUAUGUCAAGUCGAUCGAGAUGUUUUUAGGUUCCUUUUAUCUUUUUUCCUAUUUAGUCUCGGUAGCUUCUUUUCGUUCGCCAGUUGACCACUACUGUUUUACACGUUUGCUUCGUACUUUUUAUAUUUCUGAUGUAUUUCCAAUCUAUUUUUUUUCACACGUGUAUUAUGUCUAAGGAGAGGCAAGUAUUUUUGUGGAAGAGGAGAAUAAAUGGUCUGAAAUUUU
Molecule: messenger RNA, 1813 nt
Organism: Habropoda laboriosa
Lineage: Eukaryota; Metazoa; Arthropoda; Insecta; Hymenoptera; Apidae
Gene: Idgf4
Product: chitinase-like protein EN03
Exons: 6
Coding region: 16-1515 (499 amino acids)
Biological process (GO): carbohydrate metabolic process; chitin catabolic process
Cellular component (GO): extracellular region
Molecular function (GO): chitin binding
Source: RefSeq, a predicted model, not a curated record